Messenger RNA from Drosophila novamexicana, 1457 nucleotides. Its product is annotated as protein phosphatase 1 regulatory subunit 21. Gene Ontology annotation, cellular component: membrane; early endosome. The coding region runs from base 1 to 1266 and encodes 421 amino acids. Lineage: Eukaryota; Metazoa; Arthropoda; Insecta; Diptera; Drosophilidae. The record is from RefSeq and is a predicted model, not a curated record. The transcript is spliced from 5 exons.
AUGGCAGAGAAAAUGACUAGCAUGGACGGCACAGUGCCGGAGGCCAAGUAUCACAAACUGGCGAGUGAAUACUCAAAGCUGCGCGCCCAAGCGCAAGUGUUGAAGAAAGCUGUGCUAGAUGAGCAAGCGAAGGAGGCGAGCCUGCGCGAGCAACUGCAACAGAACGCAACAUCGCUGAGACGAACAGAGCAGGAGGUGGACUCGCUUGGUUUUCGCAACAAACAGCUGGAAUCGCGGGUCUCGCAGCUGCAGCAGGAACUAGCCGUGCACGACCAGGCGCAUAAGAAAAAGGAGCCAAUCAGGCGCGCGCUUUUGGGUGGCAGCAAACCAGAGCCACAGAGUGAAGCCGCAAACUUAAACGCAGCGCAAGAAGCGCUUAUAUUCGAGGAGCUGCAGAAAAAAAUAAUGGAAAACGCACAGCUAACAUCAUUGAUAGAUGAUAGGCAACGCGACUUGUUGCUGCACACAGAGCGCAUUUCAGAACUGGAACAGAAGCUGGAGAGACGAAUUGCUGACCAGAACGAAUUGGAGAAACGGCUUCGCAAAGAGGUAGAAACGCUGCAGCAAAGAAAUUGUGAACUCGAAACAAAGUUGGUAGAUGCUGCUAGCAUGCUUGGCAGUGAAGAUGCUUUGAGCGCCACUGGCAGUGAUAGCACCCCGCUGCACAAUCCCCAGCAGCAGCAGCAGCACCAGCUUAACACCAACUUGGCCUUAACGCUCACUGCCGAAGAACGCAUUGCGCUACUGGAAAAGGAGGCGGCGCACUGGCGAGCCCAGUACGAGGUGACGAAACUUCAUCAGAGCAUAAACUCGAACACGAACGUGGAUCUCAGCAAAACAGUCGAUGCCAGCAGUAUUUGUAGCUGUAGCACAGCUGCAGCGGGCAUCACCGUGAAACCAUGCUGCCUAGAAAAUAAGAGCGGACAGCGUGUGCGCGAUUCGCUGCAGGAACCGCCAGAGCCACCUACCAAGGAGCAACUUAUAUACAGCGUGUUUAGCAAAAGGUACGAAGAUUUAUUGCGACUGAAGGCUCUGGCCGAGUCGCGUCUGCGCUCAUUUGAACAGGAGGCAUUACAUUUGCAAAUCUGUCUGGAAAAUGCAACGCAAGAACUGAAAGCCAAGGACGAGCAGUUGUCCAGCCUAGGCGGUGCACUGCAGAUGCUCGAGGAGGAACUGACCACGACUCGCAUCAACUAUGAGGAGCAAAUCAGCGUCCUAACGGAGCAAGUGAUAAGCUUAAGCGAACAACUGGCUGCUUGCAAAUGAAUGUCUGCCUGUCGCACUGCUUUAUAUUGUAUAUUAUUUAAAAAUGACCCGGCCACUGUCCAACUUAGCAACUGGCUAUGUUACUACUGCCCUGUUGCCGGCUUAUUGGUUAUUGGAUUAUCGUGUUUUCCGGGCUAGAAUACUAUUAAGGGGAACGAUAACUAGCGCUUAAAACCUGUACAUGACCGAUG